Messenger RNA from Moneuplotes crassus, 858 nucleotides. The record is from the annotation of a GenBank genome assembly. Lineage: Eukaryota; Ciliophora; Spirotrichea; Euplotida; Euplotidae.
AUAAAAUUAACGAUGCCAGGAGACGAAGAUAAGAAGUCAGAUAAGUCCGACAAGAAAGAAGAGGAGAACAAAUCUGAAAAGCCAGGCUCUGCUUCAGGCAAGGAUGAUAAUAAAUUAAGUGCUGAACAAGAGAAAUUAGUUAAAGGGUUAGUAGACAGGAUGUCCAAAUUCUCUACCAACGUUGAAAAUGCAGAUCAAAAAAUUAUUGAUAACGCUCAUAACAGAGCAGAGGAGAGAAAGAAAUUACUCGGUGAAAUCGAUAAAAUGAAAGAAGAACUUGAACCCUAUCUGGAGAAAGAUGAAGAGAAAUUAGGAGAAAAGGUAAAAAUCGAAGUAGACAAUGCUUUGCUAAUCAUCAUGGAUAAGAAAUAUAAAGCCGAAGAGGAAGUAAAAGAACUUAAAAAGUUAUUGAGAGAAAGGAACCAAAAGAUCUAUGAGCUUGAACAAGAAAAUAAAGCAUUAAAAAAUAAGAAUCAAGACUUAGAAGACACAUUACAUGGUGUCCCAAAGAAGAGAACUACUCAAGAUAACAUAAAUAUGGCAAUGCAGAGUCAAGAUGGCCAGUUUGAUAGAGUUCAAGAAGAAAUUCCAGUUUAUGAUCAGCCCCAAAGUCAAGAUGAUGAGGAUGAUUUCUGGCAGGAAGGAAAAGGAGCUAACAAAGGAGGCUACGGAGGUGGUGAUGAUCUUUGGAUUAUGGGCAACAAGGACAAUCUACCUCAGUCUAAUCUCAACGCUUAUAAUCAACCUGGGAUGCCAUCUCAGCCACCUGGUUUCAAAAGUAUUCCAAAAAGACCUCAGGGCUAUAAUGGAGGAAAUGAUGAUAUGGCUUUCUAUGGUGUAGGAGCUAAGAAAGUAUAG